UCAGGCGGCGGUAUAUAGAGUCAAGUUCCGUGUUCACCGGUUUUAUUCAAUCAAAAGAGCGUGAACACCAACAUCCGCAGGACCAACAAGUGCAUUGGUCGGUCGCGAGUAAACAACUAGUGUUUUCAGUGCUUUUGGAUUUACCCACACAACUCCUCAGAAUGACCAAGUGGACCUCGAUCGCCCUGGCCCUGGUGGUGUUGGCCGCCGUCGCCGCCAACGCUUCCCCCAUCGCCGACGGUGCCUCGCACAAGGUCAUGGGCAGACAGGGUGACGCUGCCGCCCCCUCGGCCGAGGUGGUGACCAAUGCCCCCGCCGCCGCCGCUCCCGCCGCCCCCGCCUCUGAAGAAGACGACGAUGAGGACGACGACGAUGACGAGUACGAUCUUGAAGAUGCUCUCGGAGAUGAUGAUGAUGACGACGAUGAUGAAGAGGACGAGGCUGAGGAUGAUGACGACGACGAUGACGAGGACUACCUCGACAGAUUCUUUGACGACAUCCUCGCAGGUGGUGAUGACGACGACGACGAUGAUGAUGAUGAAGCACCGGCGAAACCCAAACCAACCAAGGCACCAGUUGCUACCCCGUCGAGCACAAUCGCCACCGGAGCCAAAGCCACCCCCAAGCCGACAGUCGCUGAAGAAUCUGACGAAGACUCGGACGAGGAUUACGACGUUGCGAGCGCAGGUAGUACGAAUAACGAUGUAAAAAAGCCCAGUGAGGGUGGAAUUGAGGAUUAUUUGGGGGAUGACGACGAUGCUGCUGAUGAGGACGAGGAGGAAAGUCUCGCCGACGAUGAUGAAGACGAGGACGAUGAUGAUGAUGAGGUGUCGAAGAGAUCACGCGCUCUGAAGGGCGAGGAUCUUCCCGCCGCACACUUGGUCCAGUACAACGAAUUCGUCGACACGAUCAUCUCAAAGAUCAACGACGUCCUGAAGACGACUUUUGACCCCGUGUCCAUCAAACUGACCCGCGGCACGCAAAAUCCCAGCCGCAAGCCUGUCAAGAACGAACCGAAAGUUCAAACUUUGGACGAGACUUCCGACGUUGGCCCUGCCUAUGAGGUUGUUGAUCUGACAGAGGAAUCGUCCGAUUCGGAAACUCCCUUGACCAGAACCAAGCGUGUCCGCAGCCACCGUUCCCGCACCAUCGGAAACAACCAGCAGAAGAAGAAGAAGAACAAGAACCAGCAGAGGGCCCAGCGUGCCCACGCCACCCUGAUCGGACUUUCCUCCGUGCGACGAGACGGCGACGUCCAAGUGACCAACUUCGCCGACCACUCGACCAUCAAGAGCAACUUCCUCAUCGGACCCCUGGUGCUGCGAGUGGAGAAAGCGUUCGGACGUGGAGCCAAGAAAGAGCUGAGAAGCGCAACUGCCACUACGGACAAGAUGAGCGGACGCAUGGUUUUGAGGGUCAGUCAGACUGGAGUCGCUUCCAUGCACACCAUCAGAGUUCUGCAGCCCAAGCAGGUUCGCGUUGAGAGUGACGACGAUCACGAGCAGACCCGCGAGUUCAUCUGGAAGAGGUCCAGCCACAUUGCGAGCGUUGUGUCCAAAAAACUGACCAAGGCCGCUCGCGAACUCCUCGGCGCCAACAAGAACAUCACCCAACACGCUCUCGAAUGAUUUCAGAGCAAUUAAUUCAUACCAACGAACAAAGUGCUCAGAAGAGGCUCUGAACGCUCAAGACUUUUGAAGAUGCCGGUGAUAAAGAAAAAACAAAUCCGCAAACUGCAGACGAUAUUUAGCUGAAAUUUUAAUUUAUUUUUAUUUAUUGUAGUAAUUUAUUAUUAAAAUGUUAAUUUAAAACAAAGA
Messenger RNA from Neocloeon triangulifer, 1817 nucleotides. Its product is annotated as nucleolin-like. Lineage: Eukaryota; Metazoa; Arthropoda; Insecta; Ephemeroptera; Baetidae. The record is from RefSeq and is a predicted model, not a curated record. The transcript is spliced from 9 exons. Bases 162 to 1628 code for a protein of 488 amino acids.